Messenger RNA from Schistocerca nitens (vagrant locust), 543 nucleotides. RefSeq names its product bromodomain-containing protein DDB_G0270170-like. The transcript has 2 exons. Bases 1 to 543 code for a protein of 180 amino acids. Lineage: Eukaryota; Metazoa; Arthropoda; Insecta; Orthoptera; Acrididae. The record is from RefSeq and is a predicted model, not a curated record.
AUGCGGGACGCGUGCAAAGAAAUUCCCGAUCUUGUGCAAAACUUAGUCGGCGAAAUGCAAAAAUUACAGAUAUCACAGGCUAGGCUUGAAGAUAAUGUCCAGACUUUAACCAACCGCGUAGAUAAUGUGGAGAUAGAUGCACGGAAAAGUAUUGACGCAUAUUUGGAAGUGCAAGCUCAAAAAGUAGAAAAAGAAUUAAAUGAAUGGCUAGAAAUAAAGGAUCGCGAGAUAUCUGCAAAGAUUGAAAGCGACGUAAAAACAGCUGUAGAACAAGCGACUGCGGCCGCGAGUUGUAGGGAAGGAAAUUGUGACCCAGAAAUUACCGGAAAAAAUCAAGAGGUGCCUGCAAAUAUCUGCAACACAAGAAGCAGUGCCAAUAAAAUCACCAACGCCAGCUGUAGCAAGUGCAACACAAAUGACAGCAGCAGCAGUAUCACCACCACCAACAACCACAACAACAACAACAACAAAAACAAUGACAACAACAACAACAGAAGAAACAGCAGUGACAACCUAUAUCAACAGCAGAAGAACCAUCAGUAG